AUGUCUUUACCGCAUGUGAAUCCCGCAUACCUGAAGGGAUUAACAAACGAAAAUCUCCAGGCGAUCUAUGAACGAUGGCAGUAUCUACGGAUGCAAGGACCUGCAGAGAGGAACAACAAUGAGUUUCUACAGCUGACCGGGAUCCUACGGAUGGUCCAGCAGACACAGUUUAUGCGAAUGCAACAGGCUCGAGCAGCCGCUGCUGCUGGAGCUGGUAAUGGAGUUGGACAGAAUGUCCAAGGAGGACAAAUGGGGUCAGGAGGCUCGUACAAACAGAACGGGACAUACAAUGCUUCGGCAUGGAAUGCUGCAGACCAGAAAACAUCGUCACCAGACACAAUGAGCAUGAAUACUGCGAAUUCUAUGAAGGGGCAAGAUUUGACAGGCAGUUCAAAUGGCCUACGAGCGGGUGCUCCCGCAACGAAUCUUGCUACGAGUAUAAACAAUGUCCAAAAUGUUUCUGUAAACAGGCCGCAUGGCCAAAAUGUCGCUUCAGUGAAUAUGAACGUUAGGGGAGAUAUGGCGACAGGCUCCAAAACGACACCUGCCUUUUCCUAUGGCCAGGGCCAACAGAGUCGCAUUCCUGAUGGUGUUGUGGAAGACCGAGACAUAACCAGAGACGCUGGAACCGAUUCCCUGGGUCCAGGUAAUGCAUCUGCGACUGCUGCUACUGUUGGUAGUUCUCAGGGCAUGGCUCCAGGGGUAGUCAACAAUGGUCCGUACCCCGGAAUGGAUGGGUCCGCAGAAUACCCAAAGGUUUCGCGCCCCAUGUACAGUGGUGGACGACCGUUUAACGCAUCGUCACCUUCUGCAGGCGGCAGCGGACAUCAUGUACAGCAGUCGCCUGUACCUAGUGGUGCCUCUCCUCAUCUCUCUUCGACUCACAUUUCUCCCGCGGCAUCGCAAUGGCAGUCUCCCAAGCCUAGUGUGCCUUCUGCUCCAGCAGCUAGUCUGCCGACCCCCGGAGGCAACCAUUCAAGCACUUCGUCCUUUACUCCAGCUCAGGUGCUUGCAUUGAAAAAUCAAAUUCUUGCCUUCAAGUACAUUGCAGCCAAUCUUCCCAUCCCUCCCAACCUUCAACAGGCUAUUUUCGGUAAUGUUCUCUGUCAUCCCAAUGCUAUGCGGUCCAACGCUGAUGCUGCCAACAAAGUUGCUGCAUCCCAGCAAGCUUCCGCGGCGGCUGUUAAUCCCCAAGUCUCAGUGGACCGCGCCCGAGCUGCAGCAUUGGUUGCAGGAGGCGUUGUCCCAGACGCUUCUGCUUAUCCACUCGUUCGUGACGCACAAAAUGCGACUCAUACUACAGCUGUUCCAUCCACAAUUCCCGCUUCAUCUUCGUCGACACCCGCGGUGCCUCCAUCUGCUGGCAAAUCGACUCCCUCCGCUCAGGCCAAUUCCACAGGCGCGUAUAUGUCGAAAAUUGAUACUCCCGCAGCUUCGGUGGUAUCCGGUGCGCGCAUCUCUUUUGGGCCGGCUGCUGUCAAUGCAUCAUCAUCAGUAGCGGCACCUUCCCCUACCACUGAACUUGAGAGCAAAUCCUUCUCGUCAUGCGUCGAUCCUAACUCUUAUGUGUCUAAGCCGAUUACAUAUGCGGCUUUCAAUUCAAAAGACAACCGUCUAAUAAUUCCUUCUUUAUUGCCUCCACCCUUGAUUUGGGACACUGUUUAUGAACGCGUGGAGGAGAGCAUUGCUCUGUCUAUGCAAAAUCGUAUACAAGAAUUAGAAGCAAGAGUUGUGAAGGGCUCAGACAUGGAUAAAAGACUCUCGAUUAACGAGAGGAUUGAACUUUGUUCCUUGCGUUUGUUAGCCAAACAAAAAGCUCUUCGUGAUGAGGUUGGAAAAACAGUUCCGUACACGGGAACUCUUGCAGGCUCGAAUUUGCGAAACAUUUUCCGAAGUCUGAAACAUCAAUCGUUACGUGAGGCACGUCUUACGGAAUCUCUCUGCCUUCAACAAAAACAAGAGUUUGCCGAACGGAAAAAAGAAAAACUCCUCUCUCAAUUACAGUCAAUCCUUGCCCGUGGUCAAGGUAUCAUUGAACAUGCUAAUUCUGUCGCUCAGAGACGUCAGCGUUUAAACAAGAUGCUCGGCAACGUCUCCAAGCGCUUCGCGGCCGAUGAUGAAGCAGCAUACCUGGAGCUCAUUGACCAAGCGAAGGAUACGCGUAUUACUCACUUGUUGCGACAAACAGAUGCGUACUUAUCAUCGCUCACCAAAGCUGUCCGUGAACAGCAAAGUUACAUUCAUGACGGAAGUACUGCCGGCAGUACCACCUCCGCCUCUACAAAAGACAAUGAUAAUAUGCCAGAAGCUGGAGGGGAAAAGGAACAUGAUGACGUGGAUGAACAUCUGAAUUACUAUCAGGUUGCACAUCGUAUAAAGGAGGAAGUUACGCAACCAGACAUUUUGGUGGGUGGAACAUUGAAAGAAUACCAGUUAAAGGGCCUUCAAUGGAUGCUUUCCCUUUAUAACAAUAAUCUCAACGGUAUUUUAGCCGAUGAGAUGGGUUUGGGUAAAACCAUUCAAACAAUAUCCUUCAUUACGUACUUAUUGGAAAGGAAAAACGAGCAGGGGCCUUUUCUCAUUAUCGUCCCCUUGUCUACUUUAACAAAUUGGAGCUUGGAGUUUGAAAAGUGGGCCCCGUCCGUUAAAAUUAUCGCUUACAAGGGACCUCCCCAGGUGCGGAAAUCGUUACAGGCACGAGUCAGGUCAGGCGAUUUUCAGGUGCUGUUGACAACAUUUGAAUAUGUAAUCAAAGAUCGGCCGGUGCUGUCUAAAGUUCGCUGGCUGCACAUGAUUAUUGAUGAGGGUCAUCGUAUGAAAAACACACAGUCCAAACUGACAAACACAUUGACGACAUAUUAUUAUUCUCGAUACCGCCUCAUCCUUACAGGAACGCCUCUGCAAAAUAACUUGCCUGAGCUUUGGGCUCUACUGAAUUUCGUUCUUCCAAAAAUCUUCAACUCCAUCAAGAGUUUUGAUGAGUGGUUUAAUACUCCGUUCGCUAAUGCGGGUGGCCAAGACAAGAUGGAAUUGUCCGAAGAAGAGUCGCUGCUGGUCAUCAAGCGUCUCCAUAAAGUGCUUCGGCCUUUCUUGCUUCGGCGGUUGAAGAAAGAUGUUGAAAAAGAGUUACCAGACAAGAUUGAAAAGGUCAUCAAGUGUCCACUCUCGGCACUGCAACUCCGUUUGUAUCAGCAAAUGAAAAAACAUGGAAUUUUGUUUGUUGCCGAUGGUGAGAAGGGUCGCACGGGCAUGAAAGGUCUACAAAAUACCGUUAUGCAACUUAAAAAGAUCUGCAAUCAUCCAUUCGUUUUCGAGGAAGUAGAGCAGGCUAUCGAUCCUGAAGGCACCAACUACGACCUGCUUUGGCGUGCUGCUGGAAAGUUCGAACUACUCGAUAGGGUACUGCCAAAACUUUUUAGAACUGGUCAUAGGACGUUAAUUUUCUUCCAGAUGACACAAAUCAUGAGUAUUAUGGAAGAUUACUUACGCUACAGAAACUGGAAAUACCUUCGGUUAGAUGGUUCUACAAAAGCCGAAGAUCGUUCGGCCUUGCUAGCUGAUUUUAACGAUCGCAAUUCUGAUAUCUAUGUGUUUCUUCUUAGUACUCGGGCAGGAGGUCUUGGUUUGAAUCUGCAAACUGCUGAUACCGUCAUUAUUUUUGAUACCGAUUGGAACCCUCAUCAAGAUCUUCAAGCUCAAGACCGUGCUCACCGAAUCGGACAAACGAAAGAGGUUCGUAUUCUCCGUCUCAUUACUGAUAAGUCAAUUGAGGAAAAUAUUCUUGCUCGUGCGCAGUACAAGCUCGAUUUGGACGGCAAGGUUAUCCAAGCCGGAAAGUUUGACAAUAAGUCUACGCCGGAGGAGCGUGAAGCAUUCCUUCGUUCACUUUUGGAACACGAGAACGGGGAUGAUCAAGCGAACGAAAAUCAUGGAAAGUUUGAGGAUGAUGAGCUUAAUGAACUUAUCUCCAGAAACGAAGAGGAGCUGAAAAUAUUCCGUGAGAUUGAUCAGCAACGUCAACAAGAAGAUGCUUAUGGCAAGGGCAAACCAUUACCUCGUCUGCUUUCAGAAGAUGAACUGCCUGAAAUUUAUCGUGUUGAUGUUGAUACUCUAGCAGCCGCUGCUGCAGAAGAAGAAAACCGUGCUAUUCUUAUGAACCAUAAACGUCGUCGGGCAUCAAUCAGUUAUGCUGAGCCCACCUUGGAGGAAUUAAAUGAGGAGGAUUAUCUGUAUUCUGAACGAAGCAAGCGUUUAAGGAAACGGCACACUCGGGGUACGAGUGCUUAUGAUGAGGAUGAUGACGACUUUGCUUCACCGAAUUACCACACAAUGUCGAAGGCAGACAUUGAACAGGAAUGUCUCCGAGCGGCAUUGAAGCGAUGCGCGAUGGAGCUAUACCAGGCCGUCUACAAUCUACAAGACACUGACGGACGGCCCAUCAAUGCUCUAUUCCUUCACAUUCCCAGCAAAAAGCUGUACCCGGACUACUAUGUCAUCAUUAAAAACCCCAUCUCACUCGAUAAAAUUAAACGGAAGAUUAGCAGUCUUCGGUAUAGGAACCUCCAAGAGUUGGUUGACGACUUCAUGUUAAUGUUUAGUAACGCACGCACUUAUAAUGAAGAGCACUCUGAGGUGUACAAUGACGCCAAUCGUAUGGAGGAAGUGAUGCGUCAAAAAAUUAACGACCUGAUCGAACGGAAUGCUCUCAAAACUUAUGAGGCAGAAGAGUUACAACUACGAGAGCAACAUCUCGAAGAAUCUCAACGGCAGUUGCUGCAAGGCUCGGAUUAUGGCUCCGCAGCGGUUGACGGGGAUUAUGACGACAAUGACGAUGCUGAAAUGGGACAGGCUGCAGAAGAUGAGGACGAGUAUCGGGAAUGA
Messenger RNA from Schizosaccharomyces japonicus yFS275, 4881 nucleotides. RefSeq names its product ATP-dependent DNA helicase Snf22. The coding region runs from base 1 to 4881 and encodes 1626 amino acids. Gene Ontology annotation, biological process: negative regulation of heterochromatin organization; epigenetic regulation of gene expression; transcription by RNA polymerase II. Lineage: Eukaryota; Fungi; Ascomycota; Schizosaccharomycetes; Schizosaccharomycetales; Schizosaccharomycetaceae. The transcript has 2 exons. The record is from RefSeq and is a predicted model, not a curated record. Gene Ontology annotation, cellular component: SWI/SNF complex; nucleus; chromatin. Gene Ontology annotation, molecular function: hydrolase activity; ATP binding; histone binding.